This is a messenger RNA of Anoplophora glabripennis (Asian longhorned beetle), 762 nucleotides long. RefSeq lists its product as uncharacterized. The transcript has a single exon. The record is from RefSeq and is a predicted model, not a curated record. NCBI's taxonomy places the organism in Eukaryota, Metazoa, Arthropoda, Insecta, Coleoptera, Cerambycidae. The coding region runs from base 1 to 762 and encodes 253 amino acids.
AUGCAUGGGAUUCGGGGAAGAUUUCCAGAAAAUUAUCGUCAAUUUGAGACAGGAGCUGGUACUUAUCGCGGCUCCACUGAUACGAACGCCAUCGUGGGCGUUGCUGGCGACGAUGAGGGUCUCCGUGUACAACUACAGAGUGUUUCGUGGAAGGUGCCACACGUAUCGGUGGCUGAUGCGGAACGUUUGAAAUUGUUGAAAUAUAUCGACAGAAACGUAGAAUUGGCUGUGCCUUUCCGUAGCUGGGAACUGCACGAGUACCCCUUGCUUACCGAGACCCGGACACAUACUUGGAGCAUAAAAACUUCUUCACAGCUGGAGAAGCCUCGAUUCAUAAUUUUCGGCUUCCAAGUGGCCCGUAAGAAUAAGAUUGAUAAGGCCAUGAGCCAGUUUGAUCAUUGCAAUUUGACCAAUUUCAAGGUUUUUCUAAAUUCCGAUUCGUACCCGUACGAUAACUUUAAUGUGGAUUUUUCAAAGAAUUGUUAUGCCAUCCUGUAUGACAUGUAUGCCCAAUUCCAACAUUCAUACUAUCAGAAGGAUAGUGAGCCUUUUCUAACUACAUAUACGUACAAGCAUAUGGCUCCUUUGAUAGUCGUCGAUUGUUCCUGUCGGAAUGAAGUUCUAAAGUCGGGAACUGUGGACAUUAGGUUGGAAUUCGGUACUAAUGACAAUAUCCCGAAUGAGACCGCAGCCUUUUGUCUUAUAAUUCACGAUAGGAUCGUGUACUAUAACCCUCUGACGAGCAUAGUUCGCACUUAUUAG